This is a messenger RNA of Bactrocera dorsalis (oriental fruit fly), 309 nucleotides long. RefSeq lists its product as uncharacterized. The coding region runs from base 1 to 309 and encodes 102 amino acids. The record is from RefSeq and is a predicted model, not a curated record. The transcript has a single exon. Lineage: Eukaryota; Metazoa; Arthropoda; Insecta; Diptera; Tephritidae.
AUGCGUGCCUUCAGCGUUUGCUUAGUACUGGUGAUGUUCGUGGCGAUGCUGGUCGGCACUACCGGUAAUCCCGUCGGCGAUAAUACUGUGCUCACUUUUGAGGCAGCCGAUAAACCAAUAACUUUGUUCGAUGUCGACGCGCAGCAAGGACAUGAAAACGAAGGCGAUCGCUUGGCGCGGGGCUACGGUGGCUACCGUGGUGGUUAUGGUGGUUAUCGUGGCGGUUAUGGUGGAUAUCGUGGCGGAUAUGGUGGAUACCGCGGUGGAUAUGGUGGAUACGGCGGUCGUCGUGGUGGUUAUUAUGGUUAA